AUGCCGCACCUGCGGCUUCACAAUCAGGCCCCCGGGCUACGAUACCCUUCAAAUAAGAAAACAAUAUAUGACAGAAAUCUUAAUCGAACGAAGAACGCCGAAUUGAGUAGGGCGGCAUUCGCAUACCUGUUCGUAGAAAUGAUAUCCUACGCCCAACGGCGGCCCACCUGCACCCUCCCGCUCCUCCAGUUCAUCGCGCAAACACUCUGGCGGCACCUCUUCGGCCGGCCCGCCGACGCACUCGAGCGCUCCGAAUCCGAUGCCUCACAGUACAUGCUAUACGACAACGAGCUCCUAGUAAACCAAUAUAUCUCGUUACUCGGAGCAGGAGAGGGGUGGGGGUGGGGGGAUGUGGCCCGGGAAAACGGUGUUUUGAUCAAGUUCAAGCCGGAGGUUUUAGAGAGGGAGAAGAUUUUGGGGAGGGGUGGGGUUAGAGGCUAG
Messenger RNA from Lindgomyces ingoldianus, 441 nucleotides. RefSeq lists its product as uncharacterized. Gene Ontology annotation, biological process: endoplasmic reticulum to Golgi vesicle-mediated transport. Gene Ontology annotation, cellular component: TRAPPII protein complex; TRAPPI protein complex; TRAPPIII protein complex. The coding region runs from base 1 to 441 and encodes 146 amino acids. NCBI's taxonomy places the organism in Eukaryota, Fungi, Ascomycota, Dothideomycetes, Pleosporales, Lindgomycetaceae. The transcript has 4 exons. The record is from RefSeq and is a predicted model, not a curated record.